Molecule: messenger RNA, 2006 nt
Organism: Carassius carassius (crucian carp)
Lineage: Eukaryota; Metazoa; Chordata; Actinopteri; Cypriniformes; Cyprinidae
Gene: il1fma
Product: interleukin-1 family member A
Exons: 7
Coding region: 96-1157 (353 amino acids)
Biological process (GO): cellular response to lipopolysaccharide; positive regulation of gene expression; inflammatory response
Molecular function (GO): cytokine activity
Source: RefSeq, a predicted model, not a curated record
UCCUCUUCCAACUGCAUCAUCAAGUCUACUGGCUUUAAAAAGGCAGUGUUUUACAGUUGGACACACACAUCCUCAUAAUCGACACUGAGAUCACCAUGGCAGCUGAGGGAAAUCUUGUUUGUGGUGGUGUUAUGUUGCUCCACAAUGAACAUGAAGGGAAACACUCGUAUAAAGUGAAUGGCUUUUUUAACUAUAACAAAGGAAAAUUUGCAAGCAAGGGAGAUAAGGUUAUAAUGAUAAACAACACAGAUGUGGCGGAUUUGACUCCACAGGCGUUUGCCGAGCUGCUGGUUGAAGGGCCCCCCUUACUUACCAUACAUCAUUCACCCCAAAGGAAAACCGAAGAAUGUGAAUCUGAGGAAAUCAAUGUGUGUAAAAAGGAACCGACAGUCAUGAAAUUCAGCAUGAUGAUGGUAAGAGAGGAACAUCUGGAAGCCACUGGAGUUCAACCAUCGCCAGAGCGGGAAGACAAGUACAUUGAAGAUGACUGUUUCAGUAAAGACAAUCUUCUGCUUGUCACCAUGGCUGAGACCAGCUUCAGUGUGGUCGUUGGUCGGGGCUGUGAUCCGGACAGCUCUUGCAACAGCUGUGGAGGGAUCAAUUGCCAAUUUAGUGAAGUUGUUAUCCUUCCUGCUAAAGCUGAGAUAACCUUUAAUUCUUCAAGGAUUUUGAUGCGGAUUAGAGAGCAAAAUAAUUUGUUCCUUAAGAGUUUCUCGAUGGAAAAGUAUGUCACCCCAGAUGAUCAGCAUAUGUUUUUGAAAGACACCAUGUCAGCAAAAAUCACCCUCUACUAUUAUACUAUCACCACGGACUGUCAAGGUGUUCCUGUUGUACUGAACUUCAGUGGCACGGAAAACUUCUUCUGCUGUUCUACCAAGCAAGGUGAAGAUAAGAAGAUUUUGACAGUCAUGAACCAUAAUAAAAAGGACCUGAAAAGAAUCUGUCCUGAUGACCGAGAAAAAUGGUCCCUUGUAUUUUACAUGUCUUGUGGGCGAGACAAUCUCCGGCGUUUUGAGUCGGCUCUUUACAGAGGAUGGUUUAUCUACACACAAAGGGUAGAUAAUAGAGAAGUGGACAUGCAUAAAGAGGAUCAGUUUGACAGUAAACAAGACAGUGCCUUCUCAUUUAUAAUUCUGAGUGAGAAUGGGUCAUGUUAGAAUUUAAGGUCUUGAUGUGGACAUCACAGAAUUGAGAAGAGUCUGUAAAUGAUUACAAACUAUUACAAACUAUUUUAAGUAUCAGUUUUGUAUAUCACACUUGAAUAUGACAUCUUACUGAUGAUCUUACUGAUUCAAGCUGACAUGGCCAUCCCUAGUGCUUCAUUAAAAAUGUGUAUAAAUUCGUUGGACUGGCAUCUUGGAAAGAAGCGAAUUGGUCGGAUUAGUUUGUUAAAAGAAUGUGCCGGAGACUGUUUAGAAGUCUAAAGUUUAUUAAAGUUUCCACGUUUUGGAUUAGUUUAAUUGUUAAGUUUGUCUUCUUCUUCCAAAGAAUGGUGUGUUUUAAUGCCAAAUUUUUUUUUGUCUUUCUUUUAUUCAGCUGCUUUUAAACUGAUGUUUGUUAACCAACACAUGUAAUUCAUAUUUAUUUGUAUUGCUAACUGCUCAUAGUUACUUUUUGUGCUGAAAUAUUAUAAUUUUGCAAAAACGUUUAAAUCUUUUUUUAAACACAAUGUAUGUAAUUCCUGUAUUUAUAUCAGCUUUUAUUUACAUUUGUAAGUAUAAGAUAAAAGCUAUUAACAACUUGAUUUUGCUGCAUAAAUGUAUCAUUUACCAUAUUAACCUCUGUUUAUGUAUUAUGUUCUUCUGUAUAUCUUCUAUAAAAUCGCAAAAUCAAAAGUUAUGAAUUAAAUACAGUGCUUCAGUAAUUGUUUCAGAUUCAUCCUGCAACACAGUUCACUGUAGUUAUGGUUAAACUUUCAUGAUGUUUCUUCUGUGACUUAUUAACAGAUGCUUUUAUUCAAAGUUAGGAAAUUAUAGUGAUAUUGUUUUGAAGAGAUUGUAAUUGUG